Messenger RNA from Paramacrobiotus metropolitanus, 1122 nucleotides. RefSeq lists its product as uncharacterized. The record is from RefSeq and is a predicted model, not a curated record. The transcript has 5 exons. Bases 29 to 796 code for a protein of 255 amino acids. NCBI's taxonomy places the organism in Eukaryota, Metazoa, Tardigrada, Eutardigrada, Parachela, Macrobiotidae.
GUUGGAACAUGGCGAUUUUUUAAAAAAAAUGCGCGAUACCAUGCUUAUUGCCUUGGUCGGCGCUCAAGCGUUGCUUCUCGUUGGGAUCUUAGGAAAUCCCCUGCAGUACGGUAAUCCACCGAAUUAUCAAAGUUAUCCUGGCCCGCCACCGGGAUAUCAGAGCUGUCCGCGUCCGAUCAUGACAUGUGGACCGUAUCCCAGCAAUUACGAUCCCGAUGUGUUACAAGGGACGUGGUACAUAUACCGGCAUCUCCUGACGGGCCCGAACGGCAUCAACCGCGUCUACCGCGUGAAGUCUCUCGGCAAGACGUCCUUUCCGGGACAGACCAAUAUCCCCGCUGCCGCCCAGCGCACUGCGGUGUCCUUCUACGAAUCAGAGAACGCCACGACAUGUAGCAAUAUGGAUUUCCUGGGAUUCACCGCCUUCACCGGACUGCAGGUGGUUGACGGCUACGUCGACACGAAGCCAAUUCUGACCUUUACAUACUGCACCGUCUACCUGAACCUGGAUCAAGGCGUGUGGAUCCUGUACCGCUGCGCCAAGCCGAACCUGGCAACCGGUUAUUGUGAUACACCGCAUGUGGACGUGCGAGUCAAACAGCGUCCGGACGAGAUGACAACCGCCAAGCAAGCCGAGAUAGACGGGAUAAUCAACUGGCUCUUUGCCCCGUUCUGCCUAAACGCACAACAGAUUCCGAAGUGCGAGUAUGACAAAGAUAAACCGGAAUGCCCCGAAUCGGCUCCGACGCCGGAUGAACAGCGACGAAUCCGUGGACUGGCGGCAACAAAAGCGUGAAGAUACGAAAUGUAUUUUCUUGCCCCGGGUUUAGUUGCCUGUUUUUUGUUCGAAAAAUUAUAAAAGAUUUAGCAUGCGUCGCGCCAUCAUUUUCUUUAACUCGUGUUUCAUUUGUAUAUUGCAGUUACUCAUUACACAUGACAAUAAAUGACUAUAGGAGUGGCCUUGGAAUUAGAUUAGACUAUAGGAGUGGCCUUGGAAUUGUCUAUAAAAUAUGGUUGUCACUUAUUGUCCCACCUUACGGCUUGCCCAAGCUGUGUAUUCGCUGGGCAGACUUUCCGAUGCACAAUACUGGUUUUAAUUAUGUAAUCAAGGGUAAAAAAGUG